GUUACUGGGAGGGGAGGGGCCUGUGGGUCGUGUCGAGUCUUCAGUGUAUCACCGAGCGAGCCGGGUUCCCUGUCUUUCAUUCAUCACCGGAACUGUGCAGCUCGUGCAUCAGCCGUGAUACCGUCGUCUCGUCUCCUCCGACCACCGACACCAAGGACACCUCGGCCGGCCAUCACCCGCGUUAUUUCAAGAUGAAGAUCGAUACCAGCCUGACUAUGCUCCAGCUGCCUGAGGCGCUGUCCCAGGCAGGCCUUCAGUUCUCGGUAGCCACUGAAGAGGACUUCGAUGAGAUCAUGGCUAUGAGCCAGGACAUCUAUGGAGGCCUUGACUACCUGCCCACUAGGUACACCAACUGGCUGCAGGAGACCAACCGCACAGUCAUAUUGGCCCGCAAACAGGGGAAAGUGAUUGCUCUGGAGUCAGUGUGUGUGAUUGACGAUGGGGAGACUAUGCUGGUGGAAGGUCUACGUGUCGCCCCUCAGGAAAGGGGCAAGGGCGUGGCUGGAGUUCUGCUGCGCUUUUGCUGCGAGCUGGUCAAAUCCAAGUACCCUGAGGUCAAAGUAACGCGCUUGACCCGUGACGAUCAGCUUGGACCCAAGGAUUUCCAGAAGUAUCGCCUCAUAACCAAGCAGGCUAUUUUGCUGGUGCGCUUCAGAGCUGAAGACCUUAAGUUUCGUCUGUCUGAGCUCGGUCUGGAUGGAGACAUCCAAUCCACUUUGUCCACCUCCUCUUCAAACCCUCCUCCGGUGCGUCUUGACCACACAGCUGUCCACCGGCUGUAUCUGACCACUGACCUGCUGCAGGGGCUCCUUCCUAAUGGCACCAUCAUUCAAGACUGGCAGCCAUUCAAGCUUUUGCCCAGUAACAUGGCCAUUCUACUGAAGAAGGACAUUGACUGGAUGGUGGAUGAUGUGUCCAACCCUGCUAUGGCCAGCCUCUGUACCUUCCCUUUUAGGGUGCCCAUUGGAGAUGACUGGUAUUACCUGAACAUUGACAUGUUCGGUAAAGACCUGGACCUGGCUCGGCAGCAGUUCUUGUGCCACCUGCACCGCCACACUGCUAACCUGAAUGGUCACGUGAUGUGCCAGAUGUUCCUGGACCCACCACUCUGGAAGGCCAUGGCCGAAUUCUGCCGCAACACAUUGAGCGUGGAGCUGGUGAAGGAGUACACCGAGCAAUGCGUGGUGGAGUCAGACGUCGUCUAGUGACAGACGGUGGAUGGGAAAAGAGUAGAAGACGAAGGAGCCAGAAUGAAGACAAGGGUCUAGACAACAAGGAAUGGACAACUCAAUUACACUAAACAGAAAAACACAACCCUCUGUACUGAGGAGAUAGAAACCAAGCAAACAAAAUGUAGUUUCUACAAAACAACAACAACUUCUAAGAGUGCAGUAAGUUAGAUUUAACAAUACACAAACAAAUACAGGGAGUGGACAUAAAAUCAUGAAAACAUCAUGUAAUCAGCUAUCUUAACGAUUAAUAUUCAGUUGGGGUCAGCGGUGUUGAUACUACUUUACAGUCAUUAAUACCAUUUUUAAGGCGGUAGUUUUGAGGUUCUUAAUAUUUCAUGCCCACAAUGUGCAUAGAGAGUGGGGACUAAAUAACAUGAACACCCCUUAGUAGAGGUCUUCAUGGGACAAAAUGUUUGGAAAACAUAAGCAAACCCAAAGUUAAUUUGUUUUAAAUAGACCCAAUUGGAAAAGUGGUUCCAAGAGCAGUCGGACCCCAUUUGAAUAGCCAGAGAAUAAUUGGCUGCAUUUUCAAGAUGAUUUACAAUCAACGUCAACGGUGCACAUUUUUGCAAACAUUGGUGCAUUUUUGGUCCAAAACAUCAGUGUUAGGGAUAGGGUUAGGGUUAACCCUAACCAUAGGCUAACCCUAAUGCAGUCCAAUGCACUACAACACUACAAACUACAGCCUUAAAAGGGACAUAUAGAGUUUAAUAAAUCAGCUUCUUAGCUUAUCUCAAAUUUUAUUAUAAUGAUUGCAUAGUUUUUUCGUAUUAUAUCCACCCUCUGUAUGUCGUAUGACAUGAAAAUGUGUAAUAAGAGUGAUGAGAUUGGGAAGGCUU
Molecule: messenger RNA, 2071 nt
Organism: Perca flavescens (yellow perch)
Lineage: Eukaryota; Metazoa; Chordata; Actinopteri; Perciformes; Percidae
Gene: nat16
Product: N-acetyltransferase 16
Exons: 5
Coding region: 192-1205 (337 amino acids)
Molecular function (GO): acyltransferase activity, transferring groups other than amino-acyl groups
Source: RefSeq, a predicted model, not a curated record